Adelges cooleyi (spruce gall adelgid) is the source of this 2226-nucleotide messenger RNA. RefSeq lists its product as uncharacterized. NCBI's taxonomy places the organism in Eukaryota, Metazoa, Arthropoda, Insecta, Hemiptera, Adelgidae. The transcript is spliced from 3 exons. The record is from RefSeq and is a predicted model, not a curated record. Gene Ontology annotation, molecular function: oxidoreductase activity. Bases 164 to 1765 code for a protein of 533 amino acids. Gene Ontology annotation, biological process: carotenoid biosynthetic process.
UGUAAGCAUUAUAAAUGUUAGUGGUCAAUUUACAUUACGAGUCAAACAGUCGUCUUUUUUAUUUUAGAACGAACCAUUAAUAAAUUAUUGUUGUAUUUUUAUAAUUUUUUACUUUUAAUAAUAAAUAUUUUUUAAAUUAUUUUUAACAAUAUUAAUUUUUGAAAUGGUGAUAAAAGUAAUCAUCAUUGGAGCGGGAGUUGGUGGCACGGCCUCUGCAGCCCGACUUAGUAAAAAAGGAUUUCAAGUGAACGUCUACGAAAAAAACUCCUACAACGGCGGUAGAUGUUCAUUGAUCAAACAUAAUGGUCAUCGGUUUGACCAAGGGCCGUCUCUGUACUUGAUGCCUAAAAUAUUUGAAAAAACUUUUAACGAUUUGGAAGAAGAUGUUUAUAAUCAUAUAGAACUAUUAAAAUGUCCAUCCAACUAUAAUGUCUCUUUUCCUGACGGAAACCACUUCGAACUAACAACUGAUAUGUCAAAAAUGAUAAAAUGUUUGGAAAAAUACGAAGGUGCUGGAGAAGAUACUAUGUUGCGAUUUUUAAAUUAUUAUAAAGAAAUACAUGUGCAUUAUCAUAGAAGCAUCAAAUUAUCGUUGGAAAAUAAUUUUCAACACUGGUAUAACUUAUUCCACCCCAAACACAUUCCAGACAUAUUGAAACUUCAUUUAUUAGAUGUAUCUAAUACAGUUUAUAAAAGGGCAUGUAAAUAUUUUAAAAGUGACUACAUGAGAAGAGCAUUUACGUUUCAAACAAUGUAUUUGGGAAUGUCACCUUACGACGGGUUAGCCCCUUAUAGCCUAUUGCAGUAUACAGAAUUGGCCGAGGGAAUUUGGUAUCCAAAAGGAGGUUUUCACAAAGUCAUUGAAAGCUUGGAGAGCAUAGCUGUCAAACACGGGGCCAAGUUCAACUACAACAGCGACGUCCAGGAAAUUAUCGUCAACGAUCAAGGUGAAGCAAAGGGAAUAAAGCUAAGCAAUGGUGAAGUAAUUGAGAGUGACAUUGUAAUUUGCAACGCUGACUUGAUCUAUGCGUACAACAAUUUGCUGCCAAAAACAAAGUACGCUAAAAAACUUGGAAGGGAAGAACUUACUUCUUCUUCAAUAUCCUUUUACUGGUGUAUGAAUACAAUUGUCUCCCAAUUUCAAGUACACAACAUAUUUUUGGCUGAAGAUUAUAAACAAAGUUUUGAUCAAAUAUUCAAGGACCACACUUUGCCCGACGAGCCUUCUUUUUACAUAAACGUACCCAGUAGAAUCGACCCAACUGCAGCACCGGAAGGUAAAGAUACGGUCGUGGUUUUGGUUCCGGUUGGACAUUUAUCCGACAAGAUUAUUGACUUUGAUGAACUGGUAAAUCGAGCUCGAAGCCAUAUUAUUGAAACGAUUGAGAAAAGAUUCAAGAUAUCUAAUUUCAGUAGUAUGAUCGAACAUGAGAUAGUUAACGAUCCCAGAACGUGGAAAAAAGAGUUUAACUUGUGGAAAGGAUCCAUAUUAGGACUAUCCCACAAAAUGUUUCAAGUAUUAUGGUUCCGGCCUAGUUUACAGUGCAAAAUAUUCAAAAAUUUAUACUUUGUUGGUGCUUCCACACAACCCGGAACUGGUGUACCAAUUGUUCUAUGUGGAGCUAGACUGUUGGAAAAACAAUUAACCGAUCGAUUUUUUCCAAAUAAACAAAUAACUAAAAAGGAACCAUUGUUUAAUAUCACUACAUUGUUAAUAGUCUUUUUGACAGUACUAUAUUGGUUUAUUACCUAUGUUUUUAAAUAGAAUAUAUAUUUAAUGAGAUAACCAUUUGGUAUAAUGUACUUAGAGAAACAAUAUAAAAUGUCCCUCAAAAUAUCAUAAGUAAUUAAAAUAUCGUUUAAAAAAAUUACAAAUGUGAAAAUUGAACUUUAUUAAAUUAUUUGUGGUAUGUAUUAUACAUUAUUGUUUGUAACCAUAAUUUAUAAUUUUAUUGACUGAAAGGUUGACGAUUUAAUCUUUAUAAUAAUAAAAUAACGACCACCUUUGCUACUUAACUCUUUAUAACUCUCAAGAUAAAUAUUGUCGUUGACCAUUUUUUUAUAAUUAUAAUUUAUGAGUAAUAAGUUGAUUAAUAUAUAUAUUUUUUCUGUAUUGUGUCAUUUUAAACUGAAAUUUUCACAGUUUUAUUAUCUAUAAGAAUUAUUUUUAUUUCUGUAUUGCAGCUAACUGUUAAAUUACACUACCUAUCUAACUUUUUUACGUAU